Sapajus apella (tufted capuchin) is the source of this 990-nucleotide messenger RNA. It is a transcript of the gene CIB1, whose product is annotated as calcium and integrin binding 1. NCBI's taxonomy places the organism in Eukaryota, Metazoa, Chordata, Mammalia, Primates, Cebidae. The transcript has 7 exons. The record is from RefSeq and is a predicted model, not a curated record. Bases 193 to 768 code for a protein of 191 amino acids. Gene Ontology annotation, molecular function: calcium ion binding.
CCCGGAGCCAGAAGCUCGCCUGCCUAACCCGGCUAGGAGCGCCUGGGCGCGUUUAGGAGGGGGCGGGCCCGGGGGUGGUGGCCCCUGGAGCGGUUGCCGCGGGGACCGGGCUGAGACGCGGCCCAAAGGCGGAAGUGAGAAAGUUGUCGGCGUCUCGAGGCGAGUUGGCGGAGCGUUGCGCGCGGCGCGGCGAUGGGGGGCUCUGGCAGUCGCCUGUCCAAGGAGCUGCUGGCCGAGUACCAGGACUUGACGUUCCUGACGAAGCAGGAGAUCCUCCUAGCCCACAGGCGGUUUUGUGAGCUGCUUCCCCAGGAGCAGCAGAGCAUGGAGGCGUCACUUCGGGCACAAGUGUCCUUCGAACAGAUCCUCAGCCUUCCAGAGCUCAAGGCCAACCCCUUCAAGGAGCGAAUCUGCAGAGUCUUCUCCACAUCCCCAACCAGAGACAGCCUUAGCUUUGAGGACUUCCUGGACCUCCUCAGUGUGUUCAGUGACACAGCCACACCGGACAUCAAGUCCCAUUAUGCCUUCCGAAUCUUCGACUUUGAUGACGAUGGAACCUUGAACAGAGAAGACCUGAGCCAGCUGGUAAACUGCCUCACAGGAGAGAGCGAGGACACACGGCUCAGUGCGUCCGAGAUGAAGCAGCUCGUUGACAACAUCCUGGAGGAGUCUGACAUUGACAGGGAUGGAACCAUCAACCUCUCUGAGUUCCAGCACGUCAUCUCCCGUUCCCCAGACUUUGCCAGCUCCUUUAAGAUUGUCCUGUGACAGCAGCCCUGGUGUGUGUCCUGGUACCCUGUCCAAGAACCUUUCUGCUGCUGAGCUGUGGCCAAGGUCAAGCCUGUGUUGCCAGGGCGGGCCAGGUGGGCCCAGCCUGCAGCUGGCACUGUGCAGCCUCACCCGGUCAAGGGCGGCCUCCUUGUCAGGGCCUCUCCUCUGCCAUUGUCCUGUUUGUUUGUACUAAUCAGUAAUAAAGGUUUAUAAGCGUGA